CAUUAUUCAGGGUCUUGCAGCGGGCCGAGAGCUUAGCGUCCGCUCCCAGCCCAACGGUUAGGAAUUCUCAACGCUUAAGGGCGUUGGCCUACGGUUAACAGCGUUGUAAUACGGUUAAGAUAUAUUAAGCGUUCUACAGACCCCUAUAUUCCCGUUAAUGUUCCUCACGUGCUUCUCUUGGUCCACUGCAAGUGCCAUGUGCGAAGUGUGAAGCUUUCAAAAGUUGAAUUGAAUGCAAAGUUGGGGCUACGUCACCUAAGAUUGCCCCCUCCUUCUCCUUCGCGGUUCUUAAGGCAAUCUCCUCCGUGCAACACCCACGCGCAUCCAUUUGCACCACAACUUCCAUCUCUCGCAGAACCGCGCACAUCGACCAACCACCAUAUCCUUCAACCACAGGUGAUCGUCAACACCGACAAGAUGUCGUCUAUUGGGCUUGACGUAAUCAUGAUGAUCGAGUCGUACACCGACGAUAAGGGGUACAGCGCCAAUGAGCGUGUGGCUCUGGCCCAUAACAUCAUUGAGGCUAGCAACCUCGAUACCUACGAGAAGAUCCGUCAGAUGAUGUUUUCCCUCCACGGGUAUAUCGUCAACCUAGGAAAGACCUACUACAAGGCUCGCGACGUGGAGGAGCUGUUGACCAUCCAGCGGCGCGAGCGCUUAGCUAUCGAACUUCUUGGCUCGGCCAGCGGUACCUCCCCCAAAAACAAGGAGGUCGACGUUCCUGUCCCUCCCUCUACUGAAAAGUAGAACAUGUACAGGUAAACAACUGAGUCCGUCGUUGUUGACGAGAACGUCGAGGAGAAAAUGACCGAAGGGGAGAUGGUCUAGGUUGUGUCUUAAGCACACCGGAGUUUCCAGACUAUUCUUUUCUGAGGUACCUCUAUCUUCCACUUGUCAUAGCCAACUACAGGUAGGUACCUACCUAUCCCGCGCCAGUCAUUAGAAGAGCUGCGGGGAAGUAAACAUCAAUGAUGACUCUGUAGCUUGGGACGUUCCAUUUAAUCUUCCGUUGCCG
Messenger RNA from Neurospora tetraspora, 1015 nucleotides. RefSeq lists its product as uncharacterized. Lineage: Eukaryota; Fungi; Ascomycota; Sordariomycetes; Sordariales; Sordariaceae. The record is from RefSeq and is a predicted model, not a curated record. The coding region runs from base 418 to 747 and encodes 109 amino acids. The transcript is spliced from 4 exons.